Molecule: messenger RNA, 573 nt
Organism: Dufourea novaeangliae
Lineage: Eukaryota; Metazoa; Arthropoda; Insecta; Hymenoptera; Halictidae
Exons: 5
Coding region: 1-573 (190 amino acids)
Source: RefSeq, a predicted model, not a curated record
AUGCGGUUUUUCACGUUCAAUCUGGCGUUGAUACUCGACUCGGCUUAUUCGAAGUCCUCGAAUUCGGAGCUCGCUGAGAUCCUACAUCGACCGAUCAGGGCUCUGACGUUUCCAGAGACAAGCGCUACUGGGCUGUUCAUCGCACUGGCUGUGCCACUGGAAGAUCCGUACAAAUCAAUCUCCAUGGCGAUGUUUUUCGAGGGAACGUACGGUUUGCCGACAAACGCGAGCGACGAUUUCCUCUUUGCGGAAAUCAACGCUGCAAGAAGGACGAGGAGGAGCCUGGACAGAGCGAUCGUUUAUGAGGUUCUGGAGAAGAAGUUUAUCAGCUACGGGUAUCAGGGUCACGAGUGUCUGCUGAGGGCAAUUUGCGAAACUUCGGAGCAUCGCCUGACACACAACGGGCUCAUCGGUGACAUUCUGCAUGUGAUCUUCACACCGACAAGCUCGCGACACGAGGAACUGCCGGAGGACAUUCUUCAAGCUGAAGUGGUCGGACGUAAUGGAAGCUGCUCGAAGUACCAACCGCAGUGCCCCGUGGGACUCUUCGACUUGAUUGGAGUCCUCGGCUGA